CCCACACUAGGAACUGUGUUGCGGCAGAGCCCGGUUUCGAGUCGGACGUAUUUUGAAACAGCAAACAAAGAUGGCGACUCCCCACGGUCGCUCAUGCUUCCAGUAUCUGUUCCACCUCGCCCAAGAUAAUCUGGACUUCAGGUUACCGGAGAUCAAGUCUCUGCUGGCUCUCACAGGAAAACCGUUCCAGCCAAGUGGAAACUUCAAAGAAAAGGCUCCUUUCUGGUGUCUGGAUGGCUUGUGUGAGGAGGAUGUCCGUGGCAUCAUGGCCAGAUCUGUCUGUGCAAAGUCUGCCUUUGAGUUAUGGGGUCAUGGACAGACACACAGUGAACUCAGAACAUCCCUCUUGAAAUACCCAUCAGAGAACAUGUCACCCUUCAUGCACAAAGAAUCCACAUACAGAAUCAACGUCUACACUUUUAACAAGACUCUGGAGUUCACAGACAGAAUCAAAAGGAUUGAUGCUUUGGAGUAUCUUCCAUUUGAGGGCACGGUGAGCCUGAAGAGCCCCCAGCACAUCUUCUGUUUGUUAGAGGAUUACGGCACGGAACCCAACAACAUCCCAGAGCACCCACUCUACAUAUACUUUGGCCGAUGGAUAGCGGACGGUCAGCGUGAACUCAUUCGCUCCCACAGCGUGAAGAACAGACACUUCAUUGGGAACACCAGUAUGGAUGCCGGCCUCUCAUUCCUCAUGGCCAACCACGCUAAAGUCAAAGAGAAUGACCUUGUUUUUGACCCAUUUGUUGGCACAGGAAGCCUCUUGGUAGCAUGCUCUCAUUUUGGAUCCUAUGUCUGUGGAAUAGAUAUUGAUUACAACACUAUUCAUGGCAGAGGUCGGUCGAGUCGUACGAACCAGAAGUGGCGAGGACCCGAUGAGAAUAUCAGAGCUAACCUCCGGCAAUAUGGAACAGAGAAGAUGUAUUUGGAUGUAAUGGUGUCCGAUGCAUCCAAGUCUGUGUGGAGGGACGCUGCUCUGUUUGAUGCCAUUAUUACUGACCCUCCAUAUGGUAUCCGGGAGUCCACCAGACGAACAGGCUCCCACAAAGACAUCACUAAACCUGCUGAUGGCAUCUAUGGCGAGUCUCAUGUCCCUGUCUCACAGGCGUACAACCUUAGUGACAUCUUCACAGAUCUGUUAAACUUCUCAGCUCACCACCUGGUGAUGGGCGGGAGGCUCGUCUAUUGGCUGCCAGUCUACAGUCCCGAAUACAAAGAGGAGAUGGUUCCUCUUCAUCCGUGUCUCCAGCUCAUCAGUAACUGUGAGCAGACGCUCUCCAGCCACACUUCCCGACGCCUGAUCACCAUGGAGAAGAUCAAAGAGCCAGAGGAGUUCGACCGGUUGGCUGAUCCAAGUUUCAGUCCCUACCAGGGACACAACGCCUUCCGAGAGAAGUAUUUCAACAGUCUCAACAAGAGGUGUGGGAAGGAGGAGAACAAAUCGGAUAUUAAUGGAGAGUAAAUUGAUGCCUCAAGAACAGGAGUGGGAGAAAAACUCUUCAGCGUCUGUACUGAAAAGAGAAAACAACCAUACACAAGAAUCGGGACAUGGUUGGUUGUGGAUUCAAGAGAGAAACAAAGUGUUAGUUUAUUUCUUAUGAUUGUUUUUCUAAUCUUUCAUACUAUUUUAAUUGUGAUUAGUUUUAUGCGUGUAAUUACUAAUUUGGAAAUAAAUGGAUAAAAUUGA
Molecule: messenger RNA, 1687 nt
Organism: Scophthalmus maximus (turbot)
Lineage: Eukaryota; Metazoa; Chordata; Actinopteri; Pleuronectiformes; Scophthalmidae
Gene: trmt11
Product: tRNA methyltransferase 11 homolog
Exons: 13
Coding region: 71-1462 (463 amino acids)
Biological process (GO): methylation
Cellular component (GO): cytoplasm
Molecular function (GO): nucleic acid binding
Source: RefSeq, a predicted model, not a curated record